CAUAUAUGGACUCCAGAGGAAAGGUAAUGGAAGAGAAGGAAGGCGGAGAGGUUCGAUACCGGGGCGUGCGGAAGCGGCCGUGGGGCAAGUAUGCCGCGGAGAUUCGCGACUCAAACAGGCACGGCGCACGGGUUUGGCUUGGGACUUUUAACACGGCUGAAGAGGCAGCUAGAGCUUAUGAUCAAGCUGCUUAUGCCAUGAGGGGUGGCUUGGCCAUUUUGAAUUUUCCUACUGAGUACCCAGCAAGUGGUGGCUCUUCCUCUUCAUCGUCUUCGGCUAAUUUUUCAUCAUCAGUGGCUGGGACUAUCCAGGGGAGAGGUGGUGGGGAGCAUGGAAAUGAAGUUCUUGAGUUAGAGUACUUGGAUGAUAAGUUGCUAGAGGAACUGCUUGAUUGUGAUCACCAAAAGAAGAACAAAAAAUAGUGAGGUCGGUAUCCCUUUUUGGCUUAAUAAGCAGCUAUCCACCGUCUAUUUCUGCAAGGCACAUCGCAAGGUCAAUGAUGCUCUUAUCUUUUUUUGUUGAUAUGUAACUAGAUUCUGAUCAUCACCUUUUGCCUGCGUUUGUUUUUUCAAAUGAAGAAUCUAGCAAAAGUGUUGUGUGUUGUUAAGCUUUUUAA
This is a messenger RNA of Prunus dulcis (almond), 616 nucleotides long. RefSeq names its product ethylene-responsive transcription factor ERF095-like. The record is from RefSeq and is a predicted model, not a curated record. The transcript has a single exon. The coding region runs from base 6 to 422 and encodes 138 amino acids. Gene Ontology annotation, biological process: regulation of DNA-templated transcription; ethylene-activated signaling pathway. Gene Ontology annotation, molecular function: DNA-binding transcription factor activity; DNA binding. Lineage: Eukaryota; Viridiplantae; Streptophyta; Magnoliopsida; Rosales; Rosaceae.